Molecule: messenger RNA, 452 nt
Organism: Triticum dicoccoides
Lineage: Eukaryota; Viridiplantae; Streptophyta; Magnoliopsida; Poales; Poaceae
Exons: 2
Coding region: 37-348 (103 amino acids)
Source: RefSeq, a predicted model, not a curated record
AGACCCGGCGCUUGCACAUCACCGUCGUCGUGCGUCAUGGACGAGGUCCAGUGCUCGGCCGGCAUGGCCGCCCCGAGGGUGACCGCCGUGGCCCGGCACUUGUCAUCCUCAUCGCGCAGCUUGGGCGGGUCGCGGCUGGCGCCUGUCCUCCUCGAUCGUGGCCAGCUGGUUCAGCAGGAGCGACAGGGGGAGCGGGUGGUCGGAGCAGCAGGGGGUGGUGGAGCGCGGAGGCGACGAGAUGAUGAGAAGGACAGGGACCCCGCGGCGGAGCAGCAGCGGCUGGGGGAGCAGCGAUGCUUACCAGUUCGCCGAUGUCGCCGUCGUGCAAGCCAGGCCAGGUCUGGCUAAUUUGAUCGUGUGCUAUCAGUGAUGGGCGAAGGGAGAGCAAGGAGGGGGAGGAGGGAUGGUAGAGGUUAACAUAUAUAGAUAGGAGAUCAUGGCUUAUUCCAGUC